Molecule: messenger RNA, 2262 nt
Organism: Capsicum annuum
Lineage: Eukaryota; Viridiplantae; Streptophyta; Magnoliopsida; Solanales; Solanaceae
Product: LRR receptor-like serine/threonine-protein kinase GSO1
Exons: 4
Coding region: 1-2262 (753 amino acids)
Molecular function (GO): protein binding
Source: RefSeq, a predicted model, not a curated record
AUGACCCAAACCAACAUUACCACUGAUCAAUUGGCUCUUCUCUCUUUGAAAUCCCAAAUCAUUUCAGACCCUUCUCACUUCAUGGAUGAAAGUUGGUCUCCCUCUAUUUCUGUUUGUCACUGGGUGGGAGUCACUUCUUGUUCUCGCCACCAGCGAGUGAAGUCCUUGAAUCUUUAUAACAUGGCUCUUACAGGGAGGAUUCCCCCUGAAUUUGGAAACCUCUCAUUUCUUGUUUCUGUUGACUUGGGAAGAAACAAUUUCCAUGGAAAUUUGCCUCAAGAAAUUGCACGCUUGCGUCGGCUUAAGUGUCUUGAUUUAAGUGUCAACAACUUCAGAGGGAAGGUUCCCUCUUGGUUUGGAUUCUUACACCAUCUUCAAGUUCUAAAUCUUGGAAAUAAUAGUUUCGCUGGUUCCAUCCCUUCUUCAUUUUCUAAUAUGUUCAAACUUGAGAUUUUGAAUCUGAAUUUUAAUUCCAUAGAGGGCCAAAUACCAAAAGUGAUUGGAAGCCUUAUAAACCUUAGAGAAUUAAGGUUGAAAGGUAACAAGCUCAUAGGCUCUAUUCCUCUGUCACUCUCGAAUGCCUCAAGGUUGGAGACUUUGGAGAUAUAUUAUAAUUCACUUCAAGGAAACAUUCCAGAAGGGAUCGGAAAUCUUCACAACAUGAAGUUGUUGUCCAUACAGUUAAAUCAGAUAACGGGUUCUAUACCAUUCGCAGUUUUCAAUAUUUCUAGGAUCGAAGUCAUUGCCUUAACAGACAAUAGCUUAUCGGGAUAUCUUUCCAAUGGUUUAUGCAAUGGUCACCCAAUACUCAAAGGGCUCUAUCUAUCCACAAACAAGCUUCGCGGUCAUAUGCCUACAAGCUUCUUGAAUUGUUCACAUCUUCAAAUUCUGUCUUUAUCGGAAAAUGAGUUUGAUGGACCAAUACAUAGUGAAAUUGGAAGAUUGAGCAACUUGCAGUUAUUAUAUGUCGGAGAAAACCAUUUCACUGGGAUAAAUCCACAAGAAAUUGGAAAUCUUGUUAAUUUGGGGGAGUUAUGGAUGGAGAAAAACCAGAUUACCGGCUCUUUCUCAAUCUCCAUAUUCAAUAUCUCAUCUCUGCAAAUUUUGUCACUGUCGAUGAACAAUCUUAGUGGAUUCUUACCCCAGGAGAUUGGUGAUAUACCCCAAGAAAUAAGCAAUCUCAUUGAGCUGGAGCAUCUUGAUCUUGCUGAUAAUAGAUUUAAUGGUCGACUUGAUAUGGAUAUCUUCAACAUGUCAGUGCUGAGAGUAGUUUCUCUUACAAACAAUACUCUAUCAGGAAGCCUCCCACCAAACAUGUGUUCUAUCUUACCCAACAUUGAAAGAUUUUAUCUGUCCGUUACCAACCUUGUUGGGACUAUUCCUCAUUCCAUCUCCAAUUGUUCAAAACUUACUAUUCUUGAGCUUUCAAGCAACAAACUCACUGGCUUGAUUCCCAACUCACUUAGAUAUUUGACUCAUCUGCAGUACCUAAAGUUGGGGGGAAACAAUUUAACCAGGGACUCAUCAUUAAGCUUCCUGACUUCCUUAAUCAAUUGCAGAAAUUUAACAGUUCUUGAUAUAUCUUUAAACCCUCUAAAUGGCAUGCUUCCAGCAUCCAUGGGGAACCUUUCAACAUAUCUUAGAAAAUUUAUCGCCAACAGUUGUAAAAUCCAAGGGCUAAUUCCAAAUGAAGUUGGGAACUUAAGCAACUUAUUAUUCCUUGAUCUUUCUGGAAACAACUUGGCUGGAUCAAUUCCCACAACGAUUGGAAACUUGAGAAACCUUCAGCGCUUCAACUUGAGUAACAACAAACUUACAGGAUUUGUUGGUGAUCAUAUAUGUAAAUUGCAGUGCUUGGAUGUCAUCGACUUGACUCAAAAUCAACUUUCAGGAUCUCUUCCUAAUUGUUUAGGGAAUAUUACUUCCCUUAGGGAGAUACAUCUGGGUUCCAAUAAAUUGAGUUCCAAUAUACCACCAAGCUUAGGGAACCUUCAAGAUCUAGUGGUUCUUGACUUAUCGUCAAACAACAAAGUAGGUUCGUUACCUCCAGAAAUUGAAAAUCUAAAGGCUAUAACAAAGAUGGAUCUAUCGAUGAAUCAAUUCUCAAAUGGAAUUCUAAGAGAAAUUGGUGGAUUGCAAAAUCUGGCACACCUUUCUUUGAGACACAACAAGUUGCAAGGAUCUAAUCCUGACUCAAUGAUCAACAUGGUUUACUCUUGGAUAAGGUUUGAAGAUGCAUCCUUUGGUUGCUUCCAUGAGUGA